This is a messenger RNA of Gadus macrocephalus (Pacific cod), 2448 nucleotides long. RefSeq names its product autophagy related 3 (gene atg3). The transcript is spliced from 12 exons. Gene Ontology annotation, molecular function: Atg8-family ligase activity. NCBI's taxonomy places the organism in Eukaryota, Metazoa, Chordata, Actinopteri, Gadiformes, Gadidae. Gene Ontology annotation, cellular component: cytosol; cytoplasmic ubiquitin ligase complex. The coding region runs from base 121 to 1080 and encodes 319 amino acids. Gene Ontology annotation, biological process: autophagy of mitochondrion; nucleophagy; autophagosome assembly. The record is from RefSeq and is a predicted model, not a curated record.
AACAGCGGAAGGAGAUCCUGGUCUGACAGAUCAUGUGACCCUCCCUCAGUGAGCACACACACACAAACACGUACCCAGACCGCCGUGUUUGGGUCCUGGUUGAUCUACUACGGUUCCGCGAUGCAGAACGUGUUUAACUCGGUGAAGGGUACGGCGCUGGGCGUCGCGGAGUUCCUAACCCCGGUGUUGAAGGAAUCCAAAUUCAAAGAGACCGGAGUCAUCACACCAGAGGAGUUUGUAGCUGCUGGCGAUCACCUGGUCCACCACUGUCCCACAUGGAAAUGGGCGGCGGGGGAGGAGUCGAAGGUGAAGCCGUACCUGCCCUCGGACAAACAGUUCCUCCUCACGCGCAACGUCCCGUGCUACAAGCGCUGUAAGCAGAUGGAGUAUUGUGACGAGCUGGAGGCCAUCAUCGAGGAGGACGAUGGGGACGGAGGCUGGGUGGACACCUACCACAACGCAGGUUUGCUUGGGGUCACGGAUGCUGUCAGAGACAUCUCACUGGAAAAUAAGGACAACCAGAACGUGAAGCUCGGGGGCCAUGGCAACGGAGGCGGCGACGAUGACGACGAUGACGAGGAGGAAGACGGGGAGGCGGCCGAUAUGGAAGAGUAUGAGGAGAGCGGUCUGUUGGAAACGGACGAGGCGACGUUGGACAUGAGCAAAAUGGCAGACUCCUUCAAAUCCAAAAUGGACACCGGUGGUGAGGACGCCAUCCUGCAGACCCGUACAUACGACCUCUACAUCACCUACGACAAAUACUACCAGACCCCGCGGCUCUGGCUGUUCGGCUACGACGAGGACCGACAGCCCCUUACGGUGGACCAGAUGUACGAGGACAUCAGCCAGGACCACGUAAAGAAGACGGUGACCAUCGAGAACCACCCCAACCUGCCCCCCCCUGCCAUGUGCUCCGUCCACCCUUGCAGACACGCGGAGGUGAUGAAGAAGAUCAUCGAGACCGUGGCGGAAGGCGGUGGGGAGCUCGGAGUCCACAUGUACCUCCUCAUCUUCCUCAAGUUCGUGCAGGCGGUCAUCCCCACCAUAGAGUACGACUACACGCGGCACUUCACCAUGUAGCGCCCAGCGGUGACCCCCCACGGCCCCCAAUGCCCGCAGGAUCUAGCUAGCAAAACAAGGAGUGUGUCGGGAGAAGUCUGCCCCCCAGUCUCCAGGAUUUGGUGCUGAAGGAGUUUGCGUCUCGGACGAUGACUUUGUGGAGUGAAGGGGGGCUGACUCUUCUGAAUCGGGGGAACUUUGACAAGCAACGAGCGACAUUCGUUUUGCUGACCAAUAGUGUCGUUUUGUGGCAUUUUGUUGUUUACUUGUUUUUCUGUGUUCAGAUUUAAUCUUGAUUUCUGCUGGUUUAGCAUCGAUUUUGUUUAACAUAAUAAAACAAAGGCCCUCUCCAGAAACUUUAAAAUGCUAUGUAUAUUAAGGACUAAUAUAAUCAUACAGUUAUCCCUGUGGGCGGGGCUUGAGUCUAUCCAUCCCUCAGAUUUGUCGCAAACUAAUCCGGAGCAUGCCCAUUGGCCACAGCUUUCCAUCAGUCACCUAUAACCACUAAUACUAUCUUAACAACAAUGAAAUAUAUUAACCCCAGAAGGGUCGUUUAAACGUCUAUCCAUAGUGGUUGCUCUCAGCCUGGAACUCAUCAAAGCUGGAGUGGUUACGAUUGGUUGUCAUGCCGACUGUCUUAAAGCUUCGUUCUUCUGAAUGUGUCGCUGUCCGAUCUCUUUCUGUCCGAUGUCGGGGAUCUCGCUAUCGUCCCCUCCAUCCUCUCCUUCGUUUCUUCCAGGGAAAUAUUUGUGUUUACAUGGUUUGGGGUGUCUCCUCCAGUUCUGAAUUUCCUUCCUUGCUUCUUGCUCGUUUUAGUUAAACUCUGCGUCCCGGCUAAAGUGUAACAACGUCCCAAACCAAACGCAGUCGUCGGUUACUGUCCCGUCGGGACACACCACUCUUCUCUCUUUUCUCUCUCCCUCUCUCUCCUCCUUCUCUCCACCUUCCUUCCUUCCCUCCCUCGCUCUCUCCUUUCCUCCCUCUCUCUCUCUUCCGUUCCUUCCCUCCCUCUCUUCUUCCUUCCUUCCUUCCUUUCCUCUCCCCCUUCCCUCUCUUUCUCUCCCCCUUUCUUCCCCGUCUCUCUCUCUCUCUCUCUCUCCUUCCUUCCUUCCUUCCCUCCCUCCCUCCUCCAUCUCCCCAUUAUUCCCUCUCUCCUUCAUCUCAAAGGGGUUGACGGUGCGAUUCCCUGACCCGCUACACAGUACUAUCUAUACUCCUGGCUGCUGACUGAACGCCCCAUCACCUGGUUCUAUCGGCUCAAUCCUUGUAAAUUAUACUCUGUGCUGCCCCCCCCCCCCCCCCCCCCCUCUCUAUAUCUAUAAGGUUGGCUGUUAACAGCCGAUCGUUUUAAAGUUAUGUACAUUUAUCAAUAAAUAUUUCUCCAAAUAC